AUGCAGUCUGUCUUGAACUCCACGUACCCCGAUGGCCGGCCCAUCACCGACGAGGAGAUCGUCGGCUUUUUGAUCGCGGCUUUCUUCGGCGGAAUGCACAACAGCGCCAUCACCACGUCUUGGUCCACGCUGGAAAUCUUCUCGCGCCCCGAGCUGGUGAAGGAGCUGCUGGCGGAGCAGCGGGAGGCUCUGGGCGGCGACUCAGCGCCCUUCACCUUCCAGGCCUAUGAGAAGAUGAAGAAGCUGCGGUCAGCCGUGAGCGAAGUCUUGCGGAUGCAUCCACCGCUCUUUUUGUUGAUGAGAACUGUGGAGCAGGAUGUGGAGUUCAAGGGCUACACCAUCCGCCGCGGCUCUGUGGUGGCGACGUCACCCAAUGUGAGCCACAUGAUCGAUGACUUCUACCCCGACGCGAAGACGUUCGACCCGAAGCGGUUUGUUGAUGGCAUCAAGGACGAAUUCAACUACAUCCCCUUCGGUGGGGGCCGACGGGUUUGCAAAGGCCAAGAGUUUGGCUACCUUCAGGCUGCGGAGGCCAGCUUGUCACAGCGACCCUGCCCCAGGAUGUCGCGCUGGGCCGACCUGUCAGCCGAGGAGGAGGAGGACUACCUGGCCCGGAACUGCAAGCUGACCCUAGCGCGAUCUCGCACAUGUCUCCUGAACGCAUUAGUGUCGGGUGAAGCCGCGUCCUGCGGAGAGAAGCUGCGGGAAAUGACCGUCUUCUGCUCCUGGCUGGUCAGCCAAAGCCCGCAAAGAACGUUGCGCCACUACAACAUCGUGACUUUGAAGCACCGAUUCGAGACCAUCGAUGGGGUGCCACCGCCCACCAUCGCGCAGGAUGGCAUGGUCAUUGCGCCUGAGCAGCCCUGCCGAGUGAGAUAUACGCGCAAGGAGCGAAUGUUCCUCUCGCGGCAGCUGCUGGGCCCGCCCAAAGCGCCCAGGAACGUUUUCUUUCCAUGGUUCAACUUCGUGAUGGCCAAGACGGGCACUUACCUGGAACCAAACCGCGCUGCCUUCCGAGUGCCGGUGCACCUCACUAAGCCGGAGAUCCGGAACUAUUUGCGUGAGAUCUACAAGGCCAAGGUCAUCAAGGUGAAUACCUACAUCAAGCUUCCGAUGAUCCGCCGGAACUCCUACGGCCACUAUUACAACAAUGGGCCCCAGUACAAGAAGGCGAUCGUUACCUUCGAGGAGACAAUCCCCGACGAUGUCAAGAUGAUGUACAACUCCAGGAAUCCCGGUAUGAAUCCGGCCAUCACGAAGUACGAUACUCCGAGCAUCCGGCGCUGGAAGCCCUUCCGGCCAGGUGCGAACCGCAAGAAGGACUGGAUGCCUCGCCAUCCUUUGGCUUGGGCGGAGCCGGUGCCCACUCUGCUGCGUGGGGAUGACAUCCCGCCGCCCAAGAGGGGCGACUCGGUGCUGCCGGACCACUCCAAGCCCUUCAAGCACUAUGGCCAGGUGAAGGAGAUUCCCCCUGGUACUCCCCAGCAGGACUCGCGGGACUGGCUCCCUCGAGCGAAUUGGGCAGGUGAAAGGUCGGUCGAUCUUGACUGGCUUUUGGGAAGCACACAAGCCCGAAAUGGAUGGCGAUUUGUUACCACAAAUCCACGAGCAAGCAAGGAAAUGGGAGCUCUUCGAGCACCAGCGAGUUGGUUGUUCUUUGGUCCAUGGUGUAUGACUGGCGCAAUAUAG
This is a messenger RNA of Effrenium voratum, 1689 nucleotides long. Lineage: Eukaryota; Dinophyceae; Suessiales; Symbiodiniaceae. The record is from the annotation of a GenBank genome assembly.